Colletotrichum navitas is the source of this 928-nucleotide messenger RNA. Its product is annotated as cytochrome c oxidase subunit VB. NCBI's taxonomy places the organism in Eukaryota, Fungi, Ascomycota, Sordariomycetes, Glomerellales, Glomerellaceae. The transcript has 5 exons. Gene Ontology annotation, biological process: mitochondrial electron transport, cytochrome c to oxygen. Gene Ontology annotation, cellular component: mitochondrial envelope. The record is from RefSeq and is a predicted model, not a curated record. Bases 219 to 785 code for a protein of 188 amino acids.
GUAAAGGGUAUCACGUGAUAGGAAAAGUCGCUUAUGAUGCCGGUUACGGCAAGUACCUUGGCCAGUGCUCACCUCGAGUGGUGCCCGUAGCUUACCCGACCAGCCGCAGAACAUCAAACGACCAUCAAAUCAGGCCAUAGACAAAUCCCUCUCUCUUCAACCAAAUCCGACGUCACAACAACGAACCUCUCCUCUCUGCACCCCCAAUUGCCAUCGCCAUGUUCUUGCAACGCUCCGCCAUCAUGGCUGCCCGCCGGGCCGCCGUCGCUCCCCUCGCCAGACGCACUUUUGCGACCUCCAUGAUCCGCCGCGACGCCAACCCUUCUACCCCCGCCAAGCCUUAUAAGACCAUCAAGGAAAUCCAGGUCGAGGAGGACCUCACGGGUCCCGGUGCCAAGCCCGGUACCGUCCCUACCGACCUCGAGCAGUCCACCGGUCUUGAGCGUCUUGAGAUCCUCGGAAAGAUGGAGGGCGUCGACAUCUUCGACAUGCGCCCCCUCGAUGCCUCCCGCAAGGGCACCAUGGAGAACCCCAUCCCCGUCCGCUCCGCCGGUGAGGAGCAGUACCUCGGUUGCACCGGUGUCCCGGUCGACUCCCACGUCACCAUCUGGCUGACCAUCUCCCGCGACCGCCCCAUCGAGCGCUGCCCCGAGUGCGGCUCCGUUUACAAGAUGGAGUACGUCGGCCCCACCGACGACCACCACCACGACCACCACCACGGCCACGGCUACGAGGAGCCCAAGACCUUUGCCGACUUCGUUAAGCCCGAGUACCGAUACCAAUAGAUGCAUCGCCCGACGGCGGGACAUGUAGUAACAAUGGCGAGACUGGGGGCGAGACGGCAUCGGGGUGGCUCUGGAGUAAGCACGGCAGAUGUGUAGAUUACCUUAGUUGUUGCUGUAUAGAACCUUUUUUUUUUCUCCCGGCU